AGAUGUCUUGAGUCAGAGAGGUAUUUACCCACAACCCCCAGGGACCAUGCAACUUAACCAUACAUUCCAGUCACCAUAUAUGUAUAUAUACUGAGAUUUUAUCUGGAUUACUCAACUUUUGGAUUAUAUGUGACCAUGCAAGGAGCACAGUUACUUUAAUAUAGGACAAAUUACAAGAUCAGGAGCUUAAAAGAGAUUACCUACCUACCAUUUUCACUGAGGACAAUAACAACUUACAACUAUGACUGAGAAAGGAGAACAGGGACAUCAGUAUAGGGCAGGAUCACCACUCUCUAAGAAGAGAGAAAGGACAUUUUCGCCACCAAGAGCAGAAGAAGAAAAUGUGAAAACACCCAGAAUAAAAGGGGACACACCACGCAACAAGAUAGAACGAGAAGAGAAGUAUGGAUUAUCUGGUUACCAUGGUGACAACAAAACAGAAGAUGAUCUCGACAACAUCCUGGCCUCGAACAAUUCAGCUUCAGACAAGGCCAAGGCAAAUAUUGGAGCAGAACGUCAUCAGACUAGGAGUCAUUCGGAGGGGAGCAUAGAUUUAUUAUCUCCCACAUCAUUUAAAUCUCUGGAGGCUUUACUUGAAUCUCUUCCCGAGACGUCAAUAGAUGGCGAUGAUGUCCUCGAUGAUGAAAAUGAGGCUGAUGAUGAUGUACCUGUUACAAAGAUUGAUGCAGAUGAUGACGACUACCACGAGGAAGUCGUUGAAGUGAUAAAGGACUAUGAGAAUAUACUUUUCAUGUCAAGUACUAAGAAAAAGUCUAAUAAUGGUCAAAAUGGUCAAGCUAGUAAUAGGGACACUAAAGUUGAGAUUUUAGGACAUGACCAUAUGGUUACUAAUAUCGAUGACACACCACACACAAGAGAUAAUCAAAGAGCAUUAUCAACAGUUUCAGGUUUAUAUGAUAAUUUGGUGUUUGAAAAAGCAAAUGAAACAUACAAGAAAUCAUCUGAGAAACCAAACAAUAUAGAUUUAGUUACAGGAAUCGCCGCAUCUGAGUUACCUUCGAUCAGUAGUCCAAAGGUGAAACCAAGGUUGAAAAAGAAUAAAAAGCUCAAUUUACCCGACACCGAAAUCUCUGAAAAAACUACAGUUGAUGCAGUCGUCACUGUUGAAAGUCCCAAAGUGAAACCAAGAUCAAAGAGAAACAAGAAGUUGUCGAAGAUAGAACCUUCACCAGGGGACUCUGAUAAAGUCUAUACAAGAGUUGAAGCAAAUGGAGAUGAUGGAAAAAUAGUUGCCAUAGAAACGGAACAGGGAUUGAGUCCUUUGGAGCAUAAGCAAAUAGAAGAGAGUAUUAAACGAAAGCCUGGUUUAGAUUCUGAAAUAAAGUCAGGUGAUAUUGAAAAUGAGGCUGUUUCUAUAGAAACCAAUGAAAAGGAGGCUGAUAGAGAUUUUCAGAAGAGUUAUGAAAAGGAUAAAGAGGUUUCCAUGGCGACAGAACCAUUCCCAAGACCAGUAACAAUUAAGAAGCCUGUUCCUAUGGUAACAGAGAGUAAUACCAUCCCAGAUAAGAUUAUUUUGAAGAAAGCUGAGACUGGGGAGUCAAGUACUGAUCUAGACUUCUCUGUUAUAACAACUACCAGUCACCUUGACUCUGAGGCAAACAAACAGAAGACUGCCCUUAGUAAGCAAGGUUCAUUGGCUCAAAGGAGAAGACCAACAAGGAAGAAUAUCAAAAGUACAAUGGUCUCCAGUGAACUGACAUUAUUUGAGGACUCUACUGAACCAAGACCAAAGACCAUACAUUUUGACGAGGACCACGAUUAUGAGAAAUUAGAUGAAGACGAUAGAUCUCCUACCCCUGCCGCCACCCCCAAGAUGCCAUUAAAGCUGACGCCUAUACCUGGGGGUAUACCCUUGCUGAAGGCAGCUGGACGCCCUAUGCCUGGGAUUAAGACACCACUACAGAAACUCCCUGGCCUUGGGACUGAUGGCAAGCCAAAGCUGAAACCUGCAGUGAAGACAAAACCAGCUUUGAAGCAAGUUGAAGGAAAAAGUUCUGAGGCACCAGGCUGGUUGUCUAAAUUGAGACGCAAACCAGAUGGCGAUAAACCAGAUAAGAUGAAGCUGGACCAGGAACCUGAAAAACCAGCCUGGAUGAAAGAUGCUCUCGAGAAAACUAAACGCACUGCCAGUAUAAUUGAAACAAGCAAAGACUCUAUGCAAACAGAGAAGUCAGAGACCAGCACUAGUAAACCUGUAGAAGAUGAUAAACCAAACCCACCGUGGAUGGUGCAGCUACGGCGUAGCGGUCGUAACAACCGACCAAUCAAAACUCAGCAAACAGACAAUUUCUCAAAUAACAAAGAAAAUAGUACGAACAAUUCCAAUAUCCAACGUGCAGAUACUAUAUCCCACCAUAAAACUGGAUCUAGUGGCUCAGAAAAAGAACUUCUUAUAGAUUUUAAAAAUUUAAAAGACUCACCACGUAGCGAAUCACCAUUUUUAAAGAACUCCCCUCGUUCAUCAGGACGAGAGUCACCCUCCGUUAAAUCAUCAUCACGACGCUCGUCGCUUAGCAAUGGAUCUUCCUCUCCAAUCAUAGAUGAGAAUAGGACGCCCCUUUCUGAUAGUAACGAUAGUUUCAAUAUAGAGACUGAUGUUAUUCUUAGACAUCCCAACAAAAAGAAUUCUCCACGCUCCACAAAUAAUAUGGAAACAGAAGAUUCAAAUACAAAGGUGCCACUUUGGAAACAAGAAUUACAAAAACGAAAAACGAUCAAUUUCACGCCCUCCCCCAUUAACCAAUCAAAUAAGACUCCUAUACGGAUGUCCGAGGUGCCAAAGUGGAAGCGUGACCUAGCAGAGAAAAAGAAGUCAGAAGUGAAUAACCCUGAAUGGUUGAAAGAGAAAAAGGAAGACCAGAACAAGGUUGAGAGUGAUAGUACAGUGAAUACCCCAGUGCCCCUCUGGAAACAAGAAUUGGCCAAGAAGAGAGAGAAGCGUGCUUCACUCAGUCCUCAAGCAGUAAUCCCAACUGAGACCAGCAAAGCUGAACCAGAGUGGAAAAAACAGGCACAGAUACGUCGAGCACGAUUAGUCAAAUCUGGGAUAAUUAAUCCUGAUAGUAUAGACAGUGAGGAUUAGACAAUGAUGAAAAAUACAGUGAUGAUAGUACAAUGAUGAAUAGGGGCAAUGAUGGAUAAACAAUGAUGAAAACACAGUGAUGAUAAUGCAAUGAUGACUGGACAAUGUGCCUAAUUAGCGAACAGAGUAUUAAAAAGUAGAUAUUUUAUAUGAGAAAGUUACAAAUGGUAACAUGUAAAGUGAAUAGUACUUAUGCUUCUAGCUAAAUUUCACAAUGACAUAUUCAUACAUAUAUUACACACAAGAGAGUAAACAUUUGUAAAUUACACAAAAUACAGUUUACUUGCAUACACACAACAUAAACCUGUCUGUUAUACAAUGCAGUAUACGAUUGCUAUACAAUUCAGUAUAUAAUGUGUACAAUACAGUAUUUAUUGUUAUACAAUACAGUAUACAAUUGCCGUACAAUACAAUAUACAAUGCUAUACAAUACAGUAC
Molecule: messenger RNA, 3541 nt
Organism: Owenia fusiformis
Lineage: Eukaryota; Metazoa; Annelida; Polychaeta; Sabellida; Oweniidae
Source: the annotation of a GenBank genome assembly